Ostrea edulis (European flat oyster) is the source of this 4966-nucleotide messenger RNA. RefSeq lists its product as uncharacterized. The transcript has 5 exons. Bases 2040 to 3179 code for a protein of 379 amino acids. The record is from RefSeq and is a predicted model, not a curated record. Gene Ontology annotation, biological process: GPI anchor biosynthetic process; double-strand break repair. Gene Ontology annotation, cellular component: endoplasmic reticulum; cytoplasm; PML body. Gene Ontology annotation, molecular function: single-stranded DNA binding; 5'-tyrosyl-DNA phosphodiesterase activity. Lineage: Eukaryota; Metazoa; Mollusca; Bivalvia; Ostreida; Ostreidae.
GUGCCCGGAUAUUAUGAAAAUGCUUGUUGUCACUUUAUUAUUGUCGUUUUAUUUCACAUCCCCAGUAUUUGGGCUGAUGAAAAUAACAACAUAUAAUUUAUGGAACAUAAUGUUUAACUGGGAUGUUAGAAAAUAUAGAAUAGCAAGAAUGGAGCUUAAUAGGACCAAAGCGACAUGAUGAGAAGUCUAGAAUGUCUGUAUUGAUUUUAAAGUUUACCUUCAUACAUUUAUAUAUUAAAGGUUUUUGAGGCGAUUUUUCAUACAUUUUAAUUCCUCUACAUUCUCCACCCUCGUAAAGUAUUCAAAUUAACACUCCAAAUUUUGCCGUGCACAUGCACAAUAUGAUACAUUAAACGACUUACCUGUUUAAAAGAUGUGCCUUAAUUAUUGUUUAUUUAUAUUUUUUAAAACAGGUAAAAGUAGCUACUUCAAGUAGGUUUAAAUACCUAGGUAGCUAUUUAUAGCUGCAUGGAUAGAAAUAGUCUUUGGACUGGACCUGUUACAUUUGAUUAAAUUUACCGUGUUACAUUUAUUGCUCUCUCUCUCUCUCUCUCUCUCUCUGUCAUUCAUAAAGUUUCAGAUAUCUUCAUCUCAGUCAAUAACCCUUGACUUGUGAAGAUGCAUCUGAAUAGACCGUACUUGUAUUAUUCUUUUGUCUCAAACAUAAACAUCAACAAUUAAUCCUAGAGGGGUUGGAGUAAUAACAAAGUCUUGAAACAUCACAGAAAUUAAUGAACUGGGUAUUGGAUGAAUGAAUUUGUUACAGAUAAUGAUGAGUUGACCUCGAUUACAUGGAAUAUUAAAGAGAUUGUGUCAAAUGGUCCAUUGAUCUAAACAUGACUGUUGGCAAUUUAUGUAGAUUCCAACAAAUUAACUUUUCCAUAACCUCGGUAAGGAUGGUAUUGCAAACAUCACUCUUAUUACCAUUGAUGGAAUGUGUGUUACUAACUGGCAGUACUAUUAAAGUAAAUACAUCAUUACCAUGUGUGCUGGUGGCAUUGCUAGCAAAGCAACACUAUAACUAAAAGCACCUUAGAGAAGAAUUAAUUUGCAAUGGUCAGAGUUGUAAUAAUUAAGCAGCUAGUUUAGAAAAUUUGUGUGGGCAUCCAUAGUUUUUGCACAGAAUAUACUGAUAAAAGGUUUAGGUACAAAACCAUGCAUUGCAGGGAUAGACAUUAACUUUCUAUCUUGCUUACCUUUUGGGCAAGUAAACUGUCUGAAUGAAAAUCUUUGUUGUUCAAAACAUUUUUGACUCAAAAUUCAAUUUGAAUGCUCAAUGUUUUAAUUCAAUUUAAUACACAAAACAUGUCAGAAUGUAACAUCAGUGUUUAUGCAAUAACUCAAUAAAAAUAUAAAAAAUGUGCUCAGAGCCUCAGAUGCUAUAAUUUUGGUAAACAGUAAGAAAAGUCAAAGUACUGGCGAUAACGCUGAAUAUCAGAUACAAGGUACAAACCAUAACAGUGUCAGCAAACCACCCAAAACUCACAUUUUAUUAUAAAUACAUAUACAUACAGUGUCAGACUUCAGUUUUUUCAAUAUUCAGUAUUCAUUGGGCUUAACACAGCUAAGAUAAUCACAAUGAAAAUGAUCACUUGCCUGAUUGGAGAAGCAUAUUGUAUUAACUUUCACUCGUUCAAACUGAGCUUUCACUUGCCCCGGGCACUUUGACAACUGUUAAUGUCCAUCCCUGCAUUGACAUCAGUAUUAAAUUCAUUUACAGAUAGAGUGAUCACCUAUGUACACUGUGAAUGGAAGUAUACUAAUGAAUUUGUCAUGCGGAAAUGGAGAUCAUGAAAACCAUGUAUUUUAUUAACAACAAUAAUUUUAGGAUAACAAAUACUAAAGCCUCUGAAAAAUGAUGAUUUUAAUUAUGAAUUUCUUUAAAGAUUCGAGAAGAGGAGACAGAUAUCAUUGGCUUUCAAGAAGCGAGAUUUGAUGCUAGGACAGGACGAAAUCAAGUGUCUGACCUUCAAAAGCUUCUACCUGAAUACCAGUGGUCAUUUUUUAGUGGAGCCAAUAAUGUGUCAAGAAAGGAAAACAUGAUACACAGUGGAUGGGAGAGGGAAGGUAUUGGAAUUUUAAGUAGAUAUCCAAUUGUGUCUACGAGUAAGAAAGUUAUCCGUUACAAGCAGGGGCGUGACACCAAUAAAAGAAUCAUUAUUCAUGCGAAAGUUCGGACGGAUCACUCGGGAAUCCUGGAUGUUUUUGUUGUUCAUUUCUCAUAUGUUCGAGAGCAACAGUGUGAAAAUGUGGAUGCUCUGUUACAUUUGCUGGGAGAGAGAAGCUUUAGGUAUGUCGUCAUCAUGGGUGAUAUGAACAUCUACAGAGACUUUGAAUGGCCAGUAAAGUUGCUGACCUCAAAACGCAAGGCUGAAUUUGAAGGAUGUGUCCCUCAGUUAGAGAGUUUUCGCCGCAGGAGGCAAACUUUUGUGGAUGCUUGGACUAAAGUACACGAUUCAGAGAAGCCAGGAUAUACUUUCAGCAAUAUGCCUUCUCCAGGAUUUGAAAGUAGGCCUGACAGAAUUAUUGUGAAUUCCAAAUUAGAAUUGAAAUCUGCGACACUAUCAGGAGACGGCACGUUCUACAGAGAAAUGUACAGCUCUAGCAUUAGAUUUCAUAGGAUAAAAACCUUGAUCCACCACUCCUAUCUCAGCUAUAUGGGAGUAGUAGGUUAUUCCUGCUUACAGGACUGUGGACCAAAAGGGUCAUGUCGGUGUGGAAUGUGUGUCAAGGGGGAUAACUCCCACAACUGUGACAUGCCAAAUUGCCAGGAGUGUGACCAUGAUACCUACAAAAACUUUGUUUUAUUUAGCUUCAUAUUCCUUGUUGUGUGCUUUCAUUUGUUUUUUGCAAUAUUAACUAUGCUAAUCAAUGGUGCUGAUUUUCGAAGAGAAGCAGUGUUUCAAAUUUUAGGGUGUAACUGCUGUUUAUGUCAUCCUGAUAAUUUUAAGAAACAACGAUCUCCCUCUAGGAAUAGACUAUAUAGAUUUUGCAUGAAGUGGCCAUUAUUUAAACUUCCACCAUUUUAUCUUUUUCUUGUUUCUGUUAUCAGUUUAAUGUUUAUCUUUUAUAAAUCUAAUCAGGUAUUCAUGAAUUCUCUUGAAACAAUUUCACAGGUUAUGGAUGAGGAAUAUUUUCCGUCGGAUCACCUGAUGCUUUCUGCUGUGAUAUCAUUCUGAUGUUUGAAAAAGAGACUGUUGCCUCCCAGUAAUGACUGACUUAAUGAAUUAGUCACAUGACUAGCUGCAUAAUAGUUUCUGUCAACACAUCAAACAGCUUAGCAUGCGAAGAUAGCAGUGUACCUUGAACUAAGUAACGAUUCCCUAGCUAAUUCAAGGAAAAACAAAAGAAGAAAUGAAAUGAAAACAACCUUUAUAUAUAUGUAAGACUCUGAAGUGCACUUGUCGCACCAAAGUGCAAUGGUUUGUUGACAUUACAGACACUAAAGUGUGAUGAUCAUGCCAGAGUGUGAUGGUCCCUUUCUUAUAGACAUACAAUGCUAAAGUGUGAUGAUCCGUCAUUUGCAGGCACACCAUGCUAAAGUGUGAUGAUCCGUCAUUUGCAGGCACACCAUGCUAAAGUGUGAUGAUCCGUCAUUUGCAGGCACACCAUGCUAAAGUGUGAUGACCUGUCAUUUGCAGGCACACUAUGCUAAAGUGUGAUGACCUGUCAUUUGCAGGCACACCAUGCUAAAGUGUGAUGAUCUGUCAUUUGCAGGCACACCAUGCUAAAGUGUGAUGAUCCGUCAUUUGUAGGCACACCACGCUAAAGUGUGAUGGUCUGAUAUUUGUGGCCACCAUGCUAAAGUGCGAUGGUCUGACAUGCCAAAAACUGAUGGUGCGGGGUAGAGUAACAUUUGUGAUGUCAUGUUAUUAUGACGUUGUUUGUAACAUCUUUCAAAAUCAAACCGAAAAAAUACAACAUCAGUUUUCCCCAACAAAGGUUGUUUCUGCUAGCACCAACGACUUAGGGAUAUUGGAGAAAGGUACAGGUAAUUCAGAUUGACAUGGAAGAUAAGAAGGGUCAAGGCUUACACUGUUGAGGACUGUGAAAACAUCUAUGUACAUUUGUUGUCGAAAUAUCUACUGCGAAGAUCAUGAUCAUUUAUUACUUUUGAUGUACACAUAAUAAAUACCUGGACUGGGGGAAGGGGGGGUAUAUGCUAUAAUGCAAAACAUUCUAUAUGGUUCCGCGUCUUAAAAUUUUGUGUUUAAUAACAUGACAACUGAAUGGUUAUGAAAUAAGUUUUUAUUAUUAUUUUUUUGCAUUGAUAGUUUGGUGAAACAACACAUGGUGGGUACAGUCUGUACUAAAACACUGUGUACAUUCAGUUUUGCAAACCAACCAACUUCGGCGUAUCGCACUAUAGCACAUUAACAUGUCCUACAGACUUUGGCGUAUCACACUUUAAUUGCGCAUUUGUCUCACACCAUCGCACUUUGGUGCACGAGUGUGGACUAUCACACUUUGGCGUAUCACACCAUCAGGAUUUGGCACAGACCAUCGCACUAUAGAGUCCCGUCGCACUUUGGAGUCCUACAUAUAUAUUUUUAAUAUUGCGAUAGUCUACCCAAAAAGAAAACGAAAGGAGAAAUGAACACAAACUUUAUACAUAUUUUUGAUAUUGGACAAAAACCUAAAGUUUAUGCCAUAUUGCUUAAACAUGCCCCUGAAACUGGAUGUACACUCAAAUUCUUCUUGUUCGAUUGUGUUUUAUACAUGUAUGACAUUUUAUGUGCUUGAAAAUAUAUUGCAGCAAAAUGUCUGCCAUUUAGAAGAGUGAUGUUUGAUGUGGUUGUGAUUGGUUGAUUGUACAGUAAUUAAGCUGUCCCAUACCUGUAUCUGCAUUAUUUAAUUAGCUUUUGAUUGAUACCAAGUAUUUUGUUUAGAUGAUUUUUAUUUAUAUUUUUGUGCUUAUGUAAACAAUGCCCUUACAGUACAAGUAAAUUUGGAUGAAUUUUAGAAA